Eublepharis macularius is the source of this 4270-nucleotide messenger RNA. RefSeq names its product SH3 domain binding kinase family member 3 (gene SBK3). Lineage: Eukaryota; Metazoa; Chordata; Lepidosauria; Squamata; Eublepharidae. Bases 116 to 1411 code for a protein of 431 amino acids. Gene Ontology annotation, biological process: peptidyl-serine phosphorylation; peptidyl-threonine phosphorylation. The transcript has 4 exons. The record is from RefSeq and is a predicted model, not a curated record. Gene Ontology annotation, molecular function: ATP binding; protein serine/threonine kinase activity.
CAAUCACAACCGUCAGGCUGAGCACAGAGAAACUCAGACUGUUUCACAGCUCUCUGCAGACCCAGUGCACACAGUUUGGGCCACGGCAGAAACAGGAGAGUCGGCACCAAGAACGAUGACACCUGGGCAGACGGAUGCAAGAGCCCUGGAGAGAGAGGGAGCAGCUAGAGAAUGGUCGGUGGGUUUCUUUCCACAACACCCACCUGUUACAUCACCGGCCCAGAAGGGCCCCCCAAACCAAGGUACAGUUAGUGAGCAGGACACCAGUUCAGCUACGAACCUGGAUGAGGAUGAGGACAACGAAGAAUUCCUGGAGCAGCUCAUGUCUCUGACCUCCCGUGGCUUACCACAGAUGGAGAUCGAGGAGAAAUACAGCAUGGCCAAGGAGCUUGGCAGUGGCUCUUACGGAAAUGUCCUGCUGGUUCAGCACCACGAGAGAGGGACUUCAAUGGCACUGAAGCUGAUGUCCAAGGAAAGAAUAGGGAGACGGGAGUUUCUCCGAGAAUAUUGCAUUGCUCUCUGCCUUUCUUCACACCAUGCACUUCUCAAAACAACCGGCAUUGCUUUUGAGACAUCUACACAUUAUGCCUUUGCACAGGAGUUGGCGCCAGCUGGGGAUCUCUGUGCCAUCCUGAACUCAGGGGAGGGCAUUCCUGAAGUGCAGCUGAAGAGGUGCGCAGCCCAGUUAGCUGAGGCACUGGAUUUCAUGCAUGGCAAGGCCUUGGUGCACCGAGACAUAAAGCUGGACAACGUGAUGCUGUUUGACAGCGAGUGCCGGCUGGUGAAGCUGGGUGACUUUGGCCUGACAAGACUGGAAGGCACUCCAGUCGUUGCCAUGUCUGGCACCCUGCCUUACUCACCACCUGAGUUGUGCCUACUGGAGGGCAAUGAGACUCUAGCGCUGGACUCCAGCCUGGAUGUCUGGGCCUUUGGGGUGCUGCUAUUCUGCCUCUCCACAGGUUGCUUCCCUUGGGAUGUGGCAAUGAGCCCAGAUCCUCAGUUUGAGGACUUUGGUGUCUGGCAGAACCGUACAGUGCCAGGGGAGGCUCCUGGCCUGUGGAGAGGCUUCACCACCAAUAUCUUGGGUAUGUUCCGUCGCUUGAUGACAAUCGACCCUGAUCGGCGCAGUCCUGCUAUUGAAGUGCACAAGUACUUGCAUCUGCCUUGGCGGGUGGACAGCUGUGGAGCAACACAGGGCCCUCAGGGUGAUCAUCUCAAGGGAGCAGAUUCUGGUACCUGCCUCAGGGGCCCCACAGGGGAUAAUAGUGACCUGGUCAGAGGCACCCAGGAAAAAUGCCCUGGACUGAUCACCACAGAGAAAACACAUGCCAUACAGAUGGAUCCUGGUCUUGGAAGCAACCACAGUCUACAGGAAGGCUCCAGAUUAGCAGGGGUUGGCCUCCAGCCUUGAAAAAGGUCCCAGGUGAGAAGAUCAGACUCUUCCAUUAUGGGCCACAAUGACCUGAAAGGCUUGAGUUAAGAAAGAAGAACUUAGCAGUAGUUUGACCAGCUAAGGGGAUAGUUUUUAGAAGUAUUGAGCAAUGUAGUGCCACCCUUCCCUCUAGCGGCUGAAAAGGGCAGAGUAGCACUGAGUAGACCUGCUACCUCAACGAGAGGCCUGGUGCACAGCUAGGCAGUAGAGAUAGCCAGUAACCAACAUGAAAAGACAUGGAACAGAUAAAGCCUUAUGUUUUGUGUAUUUAGCAAGGCCAGUGUAACCUGGUGGGCAAUAGUUCCAGAAGUUUCAUACUAACUGAGGCAAUCACGGAUAUAGGAUUGCAACUGUGGGGAGCAUGGGAGAUGGAGUCCACCAGGAGAUCACUUCUGGUUUCAGAACAGGAAAUGACACCACAGCACUCUAGGAAUUUUCAAAUCUCUAUUGUUUUGGGAUUUGAAAAUCCCUAGAGGGUCAUGACAUUACUUCCUGUCCCAAACCAGAAGUGAUGUCCAGGUGUCAAUUGGUUCUAUCUCCCCUGAUCUGUUCUGUUGCUUCACUGAGUGAAGAUGGGAGAUGAAUUGUGUCAGUAAAGGUAAGUGGCAAUCCUACAUCUAGAGGAAAAAAGGUAAAAGUAGUCCCCUGUGCAAGCACUGGGUCAUUACUGACCCAUGGGGGGAUGUUGCAUCACGAUGUUUUCUUGGCAGACUUUUUACGGGUGGUUUGCCAUUGCCUUCCCCAGUCAACUACACUUUACUCCCAGGAAACUGGGUACUCAUUUAACUGACCUUGGAACGAUGGAAGGCUGAGUCAACCUUGAGCCGGCUACCUGAACCUGGCUUCUUCCAGGAUUGAACUCAGGUCGUGAGCAGAGUUUGGACUGCAGUACUGCAGCUUACCACUCUGCGCCACGGGCCAGAGGGCUGUGAUCCUAAUUCUGAAGUACAAUGUGAUGUAUGAAGGCAACUGGGCCUCCCUUUGGGCUUAUAUCACUCAAUUACACAGAAAGAGGAAGAAGUCACUUCCCUUCUGUCCUGCAAUCAGGAAAAAAGAGGAAACACAACUAAAACUGUGUGUGUUGGGGGAGAGAAACAAAAUGGAUUUUUGCUUAAGGCUACACUAUAGCUUGAGCUGUCUGUGGUAUCUAGCAGAGAAAUAUGAUACAAACAUGCUGUACUAAUGGAUGUCAGUGAUUAAUGCCAGCGUGGAGUGUUUUAUAGGGACUUCUUUUUAGUGCGUGCCUCAGUGCAAAAGUUCUUCAGCACAAAUUGUAGCAUGGGGAGUUUCAAACUAUUCCUUCACCUAUAUUUGUUUGAUUUUUAAAAAAACAUUCUUAACUUUAUGGUGCAUACAUUUUCUACAAUCUUUCCAGUCAGAGAUAUCUUGGCAACUCCCCUCCCUGCUUCUUCUUAUUUUGAAUUCUUUAAUAAAGACUUCCCCCCCCAAUGUUUCCCAUUUCCCCCAUUUUUCACUGAAAGUUCUUGCAAAUUUAGCAGUGGAUUAAAAAUGUAUACUGAUGUUGUGGCUAUAGGGUAGUCCUAGAAUGAGGCAAAGUGAGGUGACUGUUUCAGGUAGAAAAUUUAGAGGGCCAUAAGAGAGUAGAAAAUAGGCAUAGGUGGUAUGCUGCUCAAUACCACAGGAGGUUCUGUGCAAAUCCCGCUGCUGGCAUGGAAAUACAGAAAAUGGACUUUACUGCUGUACAUUUCAACAAGUCUCAGGCAAGACAACUUCUUGGUGGACAGUGUUAAUGUGUGUGUGUGUGUGUCAUUAAUUUUUUUAAAUUGUUUCAGGCCUCAAAAUGCAUAAAUUUGGUACAAUUAGCAGAACUCUAAAUCUACCCCCACAACGCUAACACCCAAGUUAUUGCAAAAUCAAGGAGUCUGUCUUAAACAGAUAGCUGCAUUAUGCACUUUAUUAGAACCAACAAAAGUCUCACAAAAUCAUCUGAAUCACAAAACUUUGAGCCACCUUUUGAAUUCUCUAGAGUCCUUUAUCAGACUAAGUGUUCAGUACAAAACAAGGGUGUGUGUAUAAGUCAUAAGUCAUGGUAACAUGGCCUGAAGUGUGCAGAUGGAAAAUAGGAUGUGCUGCGGAUUAAAUUGGAUUUGUUUAGAUUAUGCUAGGUGCAAAACAGUUUGUCAUAUUGUACAAGUUGCUGGAACAAGGGAGAGGGAAAAUAACUCUCUUUCUCUUUGUGAAUAUAAAAGGCAGCUGUAUGGCAAAUGUCUUUCCAGCACUCACGAAACAUAGAAUAGUGUGCAUUAAGAAACAAAGGAGAGCCCUGCUGGCUGAGGCCUAGGGUCCAUCUGGGCCAGCAUCCAGCCAGGAAGAUGCCUCUGGAAGCCUAUAUGCAAGCCAUGAAGGAAGUAAUCAUUUUCUACUGUUUACUUCCAAGCAACCAAUCUUCAGAAGUACACUGCCUCUAACCUGGAGGUUCCAUUUAGCUCCCAUAACUAAUACAUGUGGUGCGAAUGCAACCUUUGGGAGCCUUUGGGUGCUUCCUCUGAAAGAUGAUGGUUUGUUAAAGAGCUAAAUAAUUAUUUACUGAAGUUGUGCAUGUCUACUCUGGAGCAAAUCCCACUGUAGUCAAUGGCACUUACUCCUAGGUACGUUUGCAUAUGACUGCACUUUGGUGGCUACAAGAGUGAAAAUACUGUAUUUAGGAAAGUGAACAGGAAAGUGAACAAGAGUCCUGGCACAGGCUCAUACACUCUCAGUGUGUUGCCAUAACAACCUAUUGCAAAAAGCAAGUAUUGUGUGGAUAAAGCUAAUUCUGAACCAGCUGCUGACUAGAAUUUAGUUCUGGGACAUGAGAUGGAAAUAAUAAUAAAGUUC